AUGCUGGUUGACUACGCAAAUAAGCUCAAGGGUGAAUCGUUCACCGCGCCCAAGGCCGAGACUCACCAAGAGCAGACGCUCAAAACUUCGCUGCCGCGAAUUAAACUCCAGUCCUUCUCUGGCGCAUACGGAGAUUGGCCCGCGUUCCGCGACAUCUUCCAGUCAAUCAUCGGGAGCAACUCGUCCAUAUCCAACGUGGAAAAGCUCCAUUAUCUCCGUACGAGUUUGCAGGGUCCUGCGGAAAAAUUAAUUAGAUUGUUACCAAUUGUCGGGGGCAAUUACGAGCGAGCGUGGUCCAUUUUGAGUUCUCAUUACGAGAACAAGCGGGAGCUCAUUCGCGCCAACUUCGCCGCGUACACCGCCGUGCCAAAGAUGCAGGCCGCGACCGCUGACGAACUCAGCAGAAUCUACAACGCCGCCACAACCGCCAUCAAUGCACAGGAGAGCAUUGACAGGCCGAUAGACACACAUGGUAUGGAUCUUUUUAAUUACCUUCUUGUGGAGCGGUUCGACCCGCAAACCAGGAUGCAGUGGGAGUCUUCCAUCCGCGAUUCCGUCGACCCAUCGACCAAUGAAAUCCUUAUGGAUUUCAUCGCAAAACAAGUCCUCACACUGAAUGCCGUGCAGCCAGCUACCGUCGCAAAGUCUAGAGAGGCUUCUCGGUCCGCGAAGUCGCACUUCGUGAAGCGCGCGUCCGACUCCUCUACUUGCGCCGUCUGCAAGGAAAAACAUUCAGUUAUGCAGUGCGCGACGUUUAAAGCCAAGACCGCGACAGAACGAAAGAACCUUGUAGAAGCAAACAAGCUUUGCUUUAAUUGCCUCGGGAAUCACUUCCUGGCAAAAUGCCAGUCAGUCAAAACGUGCUUCUCUUGUAAAGCACGGCAUCACACACUACUACACGACGCGUACGUCCAGUUCGACGGAGCGAAUUCGUUGUCCGCCACACACGUCGCGUCGGACCGCAAGGCGAUUCUCCUCGCUAUCACUCGGGUCACCAUCAAGGACCACCUGGGGAGACCACACGACGUCCGAGCGCUGAUCGACCAAGGAUCCGAGGUCUCUCUGGUCGCUGAGACUUUGGCCCAGCGGUUGCGUCUGCCGCGGAACCGCUCGUCGAUGAGAAUUGCCGGCAUUGGAGGAGCAUCCAGAACAUGCGGACGGCUGUCGAUGACGCUUUCCUCGGCGAUCACUGGAGCAGCGCUCUCGGUUCAGGCGUAUAUCCUUCCGCGUCUCUCGACAUACCAGGGGCCCGUCGUGCGAUCCAGCAUCACCUGGCCUCACAUACGCGGUCUCCCCCUGGCCGAUCCACAAUAUCUGGACCGAGACCCGAUCGAGAUUCUGCUCGGCGCGGAUGCCUACUCCGCCAUCCUCCAGGAAGGGCUCCGCAAAGGAAGCCAGAACGAGCCCAUCGCUCAGAAAACUUCUCUCGGGUGGAUCCUAUCGGGCGGUCACCGAGCCACCACCCAGGGAGGCCACGCCGCACAUCAAUGCACGGUAGACCGCCAGCUGACCAACCUGGUGCAGCUUUUCUGGGAGCAGGAAAAGGAGCCUGCUACUCCAGUCGCUCUUACCCCUGAAGAAAGGAGAUGCGAGGACAUCUUCGUCCGCGAGCACACACGCACCGACGCGGGACGCUACGUCGUGAGGCUCUCCUUCUCCGGCGCUCCGCCUUCUCUCCUGGAAACCCGCAGGCCGGCCGAACGCCUGCUCCAUGCCAUGGAGCGUCGCUGCGACAAGGACGCUCGAUUCAGCGGCCUCUACCACGACUUCAUGCAGGAAUACGACGACCUGCAACACAUGGAGAUGGUAAACACCUCAUCCGAGGAAACGGACACGGCCAAGUGCUACUUACCGCAUCACGGAGUGUUGCGUGAAACGAGCACCACCACCAAACUCAGGGUCGUAUUCAACGGCUCCCAGCUCACAACCACCGGCACGUCGCUUAACGCCAGUCUACUGACUGGCGCCAACCUCUUGCCAGCUCUUGCUGACGUGCUCCUCCGCUGGCGCUGGCACCGCUACGUGUUUGUGGCGGACAUUGAGAAAAUGUACCGCCAAAUCCUCAUCCACCCGGACGACCGCGAGCACCAGCGUAUACUUUGGCGGCACCGUGCCGCCGACGACAUCCGCGAGUACCGCCUAUGA
Molecule: messenger RNA, 2145 nt
Organism: Camponotus floridanus (Florida carpenter ant)
Lineage: Eukaryota; Metazoa; Arthropoda; Insecta; Hymenoptera; Formicidae
Exons: 1
Coding region: 1-2145 (714 amino acids)
Biological process (GO): proteolysis
Molecular function (GO): aspartic-type endopeptidase activity
Source: RefSeq, a predicted model, not a curated record